Messenger RNA from Priapulus caudatus, 983 nucleotides. RefSeq lists its product as uncharacterized. NCBI's taxonomy places the organism in Eukaryota, Metazoa, Priapulida, Priapulimorpha, Priapulimorphida, Priapulidae. The coding region runs from base 1 to 885 and encodes 294 amino acids. The transcript is spliced from 2 exons. The record is from RefSeq and is a predicted model, not a curated record.
AUGGAACUACAGGACACGAUCAACGCUUACAACCUGUCCGCUGCAGUCGCCGCCGCCGCCGACGACGACGUCGCCAUGCCGUGCUUCGCGACGCGCACAGCGCCAUCUGUAAACAUCUGCACGUACGAGGCGCGUCGCGACAAGUUCGUGUCGGCGAUGCUGCUUAGCGACGGCGUUUGGGAGCCCGACGUCACAGCGGCCUUCCAGGAGGCGCUGCGGUUCUACCCGGAUGCCGUCGUCGUCGACUUGGGCGCCAACGUCGGCUACUACUCGCUGCUCGGCGCCGCCAUGCGGCAUGACGUCAUCGCCGUUGAGCCUGUGCGCGAGAACGUGCGUCGGCUCCACAAGGGGGCGCUGCUGAGUGGCGUCGCCGGAAGCAUCCGCGUGUUACUGAACGCCGUGUCCAGCCGACACGAACACGUGACGUUCACGUAUCGCGAGAACAACGUCGGCGGGACGAGCGUCAGGGCGAUCAGCGUCGCCGACGCAGAGCGGCUGACGCAGCACGCGCGCGACGCAGUGGCGACGACGCUGACGACCGACGACCUGCUCGACGUCAUGAACGUGACGCUAGCCGUCAUGAAGAUAGACAUCGAGGGAUACGAAUGCAGGGCAUUGCUGUCUGCGCAGCGAUUCCUGGAUCGCGUCUUCGUGCCCUACAUCUUCAUCGAGUGGCGGGUGAUGUUCCGACACCAGCACUUCGCCGAUUCGCCGUGCCUCACGAGCGACAUCCGGCGCCUGAGCGCCAUAUUGGACAGCCGGAAGUACGUACCCUACGUGACCAAAGAUGGCCGCAUGCUCGAGGCGGUGCACAGCGCCACCCGGUGGCAGGACGGGGAUGUAUAUUGGAGACACUGGGAGGCGCCGCGUCUGCACGACACGUGACCUGCUGCUGCAGCGCCACCUCGUGGGAGUGGUGGAACGGUGGCGCCCUCCUGCGGUCGUCGUGCAUCUGUUGUUGGUGUUCCGUCGUGAGGGACGCG